CUGCUGCUGCUGCUGCUGCUGCUGCUGCUGCUGAGUCAGAUUACUCCAUUCCUCCUUUAACCAACCUUCGUGUUCUUUUUGUUUUCCUCUCCUCCCUGCUCCUCCCUUCUUCUUCUCUUACCUUUGCUCUCAUUUUCACCACUUCUUGCCUCCUCAGCUGUCCCCACUCUCUCCUUCACUACUUCUUUAUCUCUCCUUCCUUUCUACACUGUUAUUUUCUACAUUCCUCUCACCCCUCCCCUCUGCGCUCCCUCACCCCCACCCCCUCCAUCUCUGAGGAUGUUUACCACAUACCUUUAUCAUACCACAGCCUGUAAUGACACUUAAUUAGUUUGUUUUAAUGAAGUUCAUGUCCUGGACAGUCGAUGUGACAGAACCAGACUGGACCUAGACCAGAGACCAGGACAUACACUUGCUCAACACUUUGAUGAGUUUUUGAUGAAAAGGACUGAUUUAAACCGAUUCAUUUGUUUUGUGGACGUCAAGAACGUCAGAAGAAGCUGUUCACGUCAGGACAACGAGAACAGAGAGAAGAUGGGAGAGAGAGAGAGUUUGUUUGCUGAGGUGAUCAGUGGAAGUUAAAGAUUGACUAAUAGCUGUGACUGUCACUGAGAUGCAGCUUUGAUUCUAGGGUUUUUAACCAAGACUAUGAUGUGGAUUUAGGAAAAAGUGCUUUGGCUUCACAGGGUAUACCUUUUUAGUGUAAAGAAGAUAAAAGGUUGAUCAGAGAGGAACCGAUCAGUAGAGAGUUUAAAGGGAGUUCUUUGUUCCAAUGACUCAUCAAAGAACAUUCGUCAAAGCAGAAGACAGUGGGACAGACAUGGAACAGUCCGGCACAUUCUAAGAAAGAAGGUUGGUGAAGGGAAGAGUUGAUCAGUCAGAGGAGGAGCAGAUAAGAAGUUGAAGCAAAAGAAGAAGAAUCAAAGUGAACUGUGAGUCAUGGAGCUGCUGGAGGUGUUUUAUCGAAGGAAACUUCGUAAGAAGCAGAAAAAAGUCGCAGAGACGUCAGCAGGCGCAGACAGAGGUGGAGGCAGAAGCAGAGGAGCUCUGAGUCGGGCUACGUCUGAAGCCAGUGUUAACGGUUUGGCAACUGGUCUCAUCUCCAAGGUUCUCAGGUUCACCACCAGACGCAGUGAUCCAGCCUCACGUCCUCACUCAUGGCACUCAGCCAAGCUCGGAGAAGGUCAGAGGACAUUAGACCUGGACGACAUGGAGUCUAUGAGCAGUGGCUGGCAUCACAACUAUCACAGCAGUGUUUCCAGCACCAACCUGUCCAGUGGCAUCAACUCUGGUAGUGGUUACCUGAGGAAGAGUCCGGACCAGUACAGUUCUAGAGGCAGCAUGGAGAGUCUGGACCCCCCUAAGUCCUCCCAGCUUCACUAUGGAGCCCAGCAACACCACUCUCUGGGGCACCACGUCCACCACAGUGGACCCCACCCAGCCUACUCCUCCUGCCACCAGCUGUCCUCGGCCAGAUCGUCCAACAGCAUCGACCACCUCCACAGCAAGCGAGACUCAGCGUACUCCUCCUUCUCCACCAGCUCCAGUAUCCCAGAGUACCUGGCCUCCACGCCCUCCUACAGCCCGGAGCGUUCCUAUUCAAUGGAGACCGUUCCUCAGACAGGAAGAGGAAGUGCUGAGAUACAGCAGGCUGACCUCCAUUACAUCCGAACAGUUUACGACACUCAGCAGGGCGUCCCUCAGGAGCAAGAGCUAAGCUCCUCCUCUGCCGCAUCACUACGUAACAACAGUGGUUCAAAAGGUGACGGGGGCUCCAGAUGUGGCCAGAGCCAUGACCUGCAGGGGGUCUGUUACAGUAGCAGCAGCAGUGGCAGCAGCGGCAGCAGCAGUGCUGGAAUAGCAUUGUCACAUCGACACAGCGUUGGUCCAAUCUGGGGUCCACCGGUCAACCACAGCUCCUGUGAGAGCCUGAAGGGAGUGGUUCCUCCUCCACCCAGGCGCAGUGACAGUUACACAGCCAUCAGAAACCACGAGAGACCAAACUCCUGGUCCAGUCUGGAGCAUGGACGUCCACUGAGGUCUAUCCAGAAAGGUUCCUGGCACCACUCCAGUGGACCUGUGGCUUUAGGUGCAGCUAAAGGUUCUUAUGGCCCUGAGUGUCAGCUCCAUACUGUGAUUGAGAAGAGUCCAGAGAGCAGCCCCACCACAAGACCCCGUCAGGGCGGGGGGUUUCCUCAGCCUCCUUCGUCUCCUGAAUCCUCUUCUGGAUCUUCAGCUCCUGCUCCACAGACUGGCCGCCUCAUUCUGCCCACAAGCAUCUACCCCGUCCCCCAGAUUGAGCCACACUUUGCACAGAUGCCCAACUAUAACUCCGGGCUGGGUCCCUCCAUGGUCCUCCCAGCCCUGGUCAUGGAGAAUCUCCAGCAUCAGUGUCCUGAUCCUCAGAGGGUUAGUGGGAGUAAUGACGUAGGAUCAGAGGGACAGAGGAGUAUGAAGAUAUCAGCAGCAGAAAAUGGUCAACAGGCCAACACCUCCUCUUCACAGGGUCCACAAUCCCUAUGUUCAUCAUCAUCAUCAGCCUCAGCACAGACCAGGACUCAAACACAGGAAGCUCACAGGCUUCUUCAGGACGACCUUGAACACUGCAGACACCAAAUAGAUAGAGGGGGACCACCGGGUCAGACAGGGGUCCACAGGCCCCAAAACCACAAAGAACCUCACACUCAGAGCUUCAAGAGUUCCUCUUCUCACAGGAGUCACGGACACCAGGACCAUGUGCACCAGGAACAGAACCAUCAUCCCCAAACCCAGUCCACACAUGGACCCAGACCCUCAUGGACACAGGACUGUAGGGAGUCUUUCAAACCGGCCCAGUCCAGAGGGAUCAGUGUUCAUUCAGACUCGGUGGCCUUCUCCAGGACGGCCCAGGGUCAGGUACCACCUAACCACCCACCUGUUCAUACCCAGCCUCAGGCUCCGCCCACAUCUGCAUCCCAGGCUUCUCUUGGUCACAUCAGUGACUCGGCUCUGAUGCAGCAUCAACACCAGGACCACAGAGAGCAGGACAUUGACAGAGACCACCCACUGACCCGUCUGGAGAUUGCCCUUGCUGAGGUCCAGAGAUGUGCCGGCUCUGACGGUGUGAUGACCGCCAGCAGCAAUGGCAGUAGUAGUUUUGAAGAUGGCAGCCAGGGUCCAACCCGCAGCCUCUCCGUCCUGGAGAAAGUCAGUCGUUUUGAGGGUCGGGAAUCAUCCAGAAAGAGGCGCAGUCAUAGCACAAGCAAUGCACACCACAAAAGCUCCCAUCUACGACUGAAUCAGAUGACAGACAAAGGUCGCCACUCCCCUCGAGGAGCCGACGACCUGAGGAACAUGUUGGAAAGAAGCACCACCGGAGGGAAACCUCACAGAACGAUGAGCUACAGAGGGAGCAACAGCGAGUACAUGAAGUACAGGACUCCAGCUGAUCCUAGUUCAGCCCUACAGAGGAGUCGCAGCAGCUUCCAGUUAGAAGAAUCCAGAGAGGGUGAUGGCAACAUACGCUCCCCCCGAAGACAGGAGGUGAUGGCCUCCAUGCAGGACAUAUCAAUCAACAGAUCCUACAGGGACUCCAUCAAAGAUGCCCAGAGUCGGGUGUUACGCUCCACCUCCUUCAGACCAAGAGACUGCAAAUCAGUCAGUUCUCUGACGGCAGCUCCUCUUUCUGGCUCCUCCUCCAGCAGCCAGCAGCAUCCUCCUGCAUCUGUCAAGUUCCCCUCUCUUGAGAAAAAAGGCCCCAAAACUAUGCCCAAACCACAGGGUGUCAUCAUCCCACUGCUGGUGCCUCCACCUGUCACAUCUCCUCACACCCCGAAGGAGCGGCAUGUGGUCAGUCCCCCAGCUCUUCCCAGUGUCCCAGCAGUGGGACCUCCCCCUCUAACACGGAUCUGUGGUCGCAAGCGUUUGAUGGCAGAGCAGAAGAAGCGUUCAUUCUCAGAGCCUGAGAACCUGAAUGAGGUUGGCGUGUCGGAUUCAGAAACUACUGCCCUCUUCAGACGUGGAGGAGAGACCAGUGUGGCAGAUCGACGGAAGAUGUUUGAACUUGCAGCGAGUCGUGUCGGGGGUGGGGCUCCCCAGUUCGCCACGUCAAAACCCGAGCUACGUCAGCUUCAGCAAGAUGCCUUAGCUGAAUAUGUUGAGAGGAAGAGAGGAGGAAGUAGAGAAGAGGGAGGACAGAGGACCGGACCGAGGCCUCGCAGCGCGUAUCCUGGAUUCAGCAGCCAUCCAGGCUCCAGCAGUUACUCAGACACCCUCAGCCUCUCCUCCGCUUCCAGCAUGAUCUCACUGCAUGACUCAGAACAAACCGUCUCAUCAGAAAGACGUACAAGCUGCACCGACCUGCGUAACCACCAGUCCAACCUCUUCUACCCAGGCAGGGUGACCACACCCCGACCUCCUGCUCAGCCACCACACAGUGCUUUACCUGAAUCACUUCCUGAGAUCCUGACUACGUUUCCUCAGGAUCUGAUCUCUGAGGCAGGUCUCAGACGACCCAGUCAGUCUGGCAGCAGAGACUCUGGUCUUGGUCUCCAACUACACAGUAAUGAGUCUCCUCUCAGUCUGGGUUUGUCCUACAAGCUCAAUGGAGCUCUGCAGAGGGCCGGCUCCCACAGGGGCUCUGGGAAGUCCGCUUCCUCUGAGGAUCUCCUGGAGAGAGCUGAGGAGGAGCAGAUACCUCCUCAACAUCAGCGCUCCCGCUCUCCCCCAACUGUGGAGACAAAUAAGAAGGAUUGUCCUCCAGGUGACAUCAGGACAUCAUUUGUCUCUGACCGUGGAAGUUGCACCCUAGCUGAGAACAGACCUGCAGACCCCGAGGUGUUGGAGAACCUGUCAUCACAGAACAGUCUCAAGUCCAUCCAGUCUUCAGAACCAUCCCAAGACUCAGGAUCCCCCGUGUCCUCAUCUUCCUACACUCCCGUCUCUCGUAGAGAGCGACAAAGGAACGGCGAGCGUCAACGAGCCCACAGUACGUCCACAUUGGCGGCCUCUGUGGGUCUGCCCUGCCCCUGGGAUCAGGAUGGAGCGGUCUCUGAGUGGCAGUCUAGUGAGAGGUUAAGUCUGGCCAACAUGGACGCCAUCACCUUUCCUGAAACCCCUCAGAGCAGCAUCAGUGAUAGGACAAGUUCUCAGGUCAUCGAUGAAACCCCGUCAGCAGGCAGACAGACGUGGCGCAGGCUGAGUGAAGCUGGCGUUUUAGAAGAGACAGAAAAAGACGUACACCGUGGACGAGCUUACAGUUUAGAAACCAGACGAUUGAACACUUCAGAAGUCAACAACAUUUGUCCAGUUGUCCCAAAAUCUCCUCCCAACAUGGACGUUUCUGUUCCACCACACAGUAGGGACGAGGAGAAGAGUGAAUCAUCUCCUUCCCUGUCUCUUCCAUCCUUCCGUCACCUGUCCUCACUCAGGAUCUCUGAGUCCAGCCUCUUUGGCUCCAGUGAGCAGCAGCAGCCGCUGGAGACGUCCACAGCUCGGUCUCAGCAGGACUUUGAUGAGGUCUUCCUCCAAAGUCCUCCACCACCUUCACCUCCUCCACCAAUCAAAGAGACUUGCAUCAUUGAGGACUUUCCUCCUCCUCCUGCUUCUCCUCCUCCUCCACCUCCUCUUCUUGAGAUGGAUGAAGAACAUAGAUACUCCUCCAGAGAAAGUCCGAGCUCAGAACUCUCCAACUCCAGUGUUCCUGCACCAGGAUCCUUUCUCCCUUUUCCUCCCCUUCCCUCUCUCUUUUUCCCUUCUUCUCCUCCUCCCCCUCCUUCUCCUUCUUUUCAUCCUCCUCCUCCUCCUCCUCCUCGUACACUCUCCACCAUCAACACCUACACCACUGCUGAGGAGAGUCUAUGUCUUGAGUACCAGCCAUUUCCUAAACAAGAGAAGAAACCUGAGGAGCUGCGGAUGGAGGAGCUGGCCCAGAAACUGGUGGUAAAGGACGGCUCUCUGGCACCCCUACUGGACACAUGGGGCAGUAAAUCCACAGUAGAUCUUAUGACAGAAAUCUUUCCUCACAGUAGAUCAACUGAUUUAUCAUCAUGGCAGCACAUGAGCAGUGGGCAACUUGGUCACAGGAUCCGGGAUGUUCUCUGUGAUUCCGGUGAAAAGAUGGAGGAGAAGACAGACAUCAACAGCCUGAAGGUGGAGCUGUGUGAGGCUCUGAGCAGCAGUGUGGAGGCCCUACAGAAGGAGAAGGAGCAGCUGAGUGAGGAGCAGAGACGUCACCAGGUGCUGGGCUCUAACAUUGAAGCUCUGGUCCAGGAUCAGCUGAGGUCCAACGAGAGGGAGAAGUACAGCAUGUUCAUCGGAGACCUGGAGAAAAUCGUGAACCUGCUUCUGUCUCUGUGCAGCCGAUUGUCAAGGAUCAACAGGUCUUUGAUGGUUUUGGAGAAGGAGGAGCUGACAGAGGAGGAGGCCAUGGAGGAGAAGAAAUCUCUCCUCCGUAAACAAUCCCUGAUCCUCCGUCAAACCGAAGACGCCUGGGAGCUGAAGGAGAACCUGGACCGAAGGCAACGAGUGGUCCAGACCAUCCUGGCCGGCUACCUCACCGAACAACAGCUACGGGAUUACCGUCGCUAUGUCAGCACCAAACCCUCCCUUCUAAUUCGCCGGCGCCACCUGGAGGACCUAUCGAAGCAGUGGGAGGAGCAGUUGAAACAACUGGUGGAGAGUCUUCCAGCAGAUGUGCUGGAGGCUCAGGGCUGGUCCAGGACCAGUUCGUUUACGUGGUCAAACUCCACCAGCACCACCUGUUCUUCUUCACUUCCACUGCUGCUCCCCCAGCCUGUAGUUGCAGGCCCCGCCCACUCUAUCAGGUCCACCACUGUGACAUCACUGUGAUGUCACUAACGCAGGUCUUACUGAAGGAUGAGAAAUGAUUUAGAGACGAUUGGCUAUAAAAUUAAAAAAGUGGAUCAGCCUCAGUUCAAACUAUGCAGGAAGUAAGGGACUUCAAUGUGCCUCCAUGUUGUCAUCAUCACCACACUGUUUGACAUCAGCACCCAGUGCUGAGUGGAGUCAAACUGCUGUCAAAGAUUCAGCUCUGGACUACAUGGUUUUAUUACUUUUCUCAAUGAUUUCAAGAGAGUUUGUCCUGAAACACUUUAAAGCUCCAGUGUGUACCAACCAAAAAGGUUCCUUUUUUUAAAAAUGUGACUGUAAAUAAACCAUCUGUAGCCUUACCAGCUAAGGACCAGUUCAUGGUCAUUUGCCACAUCUUUCUGAAUUUAAUCUUAAAAAUCUCAAAAAUAAUAAGAGUUGCACUUUAAUUCUGACCUCAAAUAAUGAGAAGUCAAAGUUUUGUUGUGACUCCAGUUCUGAGAGUGUCUCCUCUGAAGGACAUUGUCACCACUGGAUUACCUGGUAAUGGAAGGAGGACCUGUAAAAUGGUAGAAAUGCUUUAACAUAUGCCAGAAUGAUCUUCUAACAAACCUGCUGAAGCUUUUAGGAACUCCAAACAUCCAGACACUCCCACAGAAACUAUUUCAGAUGUGAAAAUGAGCCAUUGCUCAUAAACAUGUCAGUGUCAUCAGAACAUGUCACCAAUCAAAGUUGUUAAAAUCUGAAAAACAGCAGUGACAUCAUUUUCUUGACACUUUGCUCUUCACUGCAUGGUUUGUUUUUGUAAAAUAGAAAACUGUCAUUUUCCUGAUCCAUGAUCCCAUUUAGAGGAAACACUCCCGUAUCUAUCAUCAGUGUACAUGCUGAAGUGUUCUUGUGUUGCAGUUUUCACCCUCAUCAACGAGUGUCACAAAUUCUUACACACUGGACCUUUAAAAUGACUUCAAACAGAUGGUACAGAUCUUUUUUUUUAUCUCUGUUUUGCCCUAACACAGCGAGAUGAGUAUUUAUUGAAGUAAUCGAGUCGGUGCUUGGAUGAAGUAGUUUCAAUAAUCAAUUGUCCAACUUAUAAAAGUAACAUUGCACUGCUUUGCUCUUUGUUUUUCAACUGUUAAGUCACUGUCUUUAAAGUACUUUCUAAUAGCAGAACACAGUACUGUUUUUAUUUCCCUGUCGUUUUAGCACAGUUUUGCUCAAUGACGUCUCUAGUUGCCAGUAAAGGUCAGGUUCAUACACUGUAGGUCAGGGUUAGCAGCUCUUUUUCACAGUUGUCUUCACAGGGUCAAUAUUUAUUUUUGACAUUUUCCAGUUCCUUUCACUACUUUUCACCUGGCGAGCACUUUCUGAGAUGUUGUGCAGAGAUCACAGCUCGGUUCCUGCUUCAGUAACCUUUUUAUUCCACUUCUGGUCAUUGUUUGUUGUUGUCAGAAACACAAACACACAACUCUCAGACAUUUCCUGGUUUAUAGUUAAGAAAUAAAAAAAUCUUGUGCAUGCUUUGAAGACGAGGGGAAGAAAAAGGUGAUUAAACACUGCUCUGUAUUUUUAUUUCAAAAUAAAUUUAUUUUGUAAAUGC
This is a messenger RNA of Cynoglossus semilaevis (tongue sole), 8404 nucleotides long. RefSeq names its product shroom family member 3 (gene shroom3). The record is from RefSeq and is a predicted model, not a curated record. Gene Ontology annotation, biological process: actin filament organization. The coding region runs from base 940 to 6828 and encodes 1962 amino acids. Gene Ontology annotation, cellular component: apical plasma membrane; apical junction complex; cortical actin cytoskeleton. The transcript is spliced from 23 exons. Gene Ontology annotation, molecular function: actin filament binding. NCBI's taxonomy places the organism in Eukaryota, Metazoa, Chordata, Actinopteri, Pleuronectiformes, Cynoglossidae.